GUUGUAGUAUUCCUAUAUUCACUGCAAUGAAACUAAUAAUAAAGUAUACAGUACUCACACUUUUCUAUGCUCAACUGAUAAAUUGUUCUGGAUAUUUGGAAGUCCACCUUCGAAGUCCUCACGAACAACCUGCAACUGUUAAUAUUUCUACAGAUGUUCAAAAUGAAGAGUCGAACGUUUUCGAAGUAAUUCUGAAACCAAACGUAGUAUUUAACGUGACAAGAAUUCCUGUUGAUUUCAAUAAAACCUACAAUUUAAUCAUCAAAAGCGAGGCAAAUGAUGGGAAAAGCAAAAUGACAAUGGAGAGCAACCUGACUCCACGUGUUGGAUUGAUCUCCCCAAUUCAAGUUACACGUACAUUUGAUGGUUUACGGAUUAUCAUUGAAUGUGAUGAAAACUGGUUCGGUGAAAAAUGUGAUGUUUUCUGCGAUAACAUUGAACAAAGACUACAUGGAAAGCGUUGCAAUUACCGUGGAGUUCCAAGUUGUUUAAAUAUGUUUACUGGAGCAGGAUGUAUGAAAAUGAUUACUCCGAUGGACUGCUCAUGCAAGAACAAUGGAAAAUGUGUUGACUCCGCUGAAACGCCAAUUUGUGAAUGUACGAGAGGUUUUAAGGGAGACACGUGUGAGGAAAUGCACGAAACUAUAAAAGCAGCUAUUAAUGUCCAACAGGAAGAAAUCGGAUGCGGUGGAUCAAUUCAUAAUAGUAUUAUGGAGAAUUUAGUUCUAAAUCAGAUGAGAGAAGUUAAACAAGAUACAAUGUUUCAACUUCUUAGAAGCUUGGUAGGAGCGAUCUUUGGGGCUAUUUCUAGUGUUUUACCAAUUGAUGGAACACUCGGAAAUGCAGCCUGUAAUAAUUCUCUUGUGGAUAGUGUUUCUGAAUUGGAUGGAAGUGGCGUAUUCCCUGAGGAAGGAUCAGGAAUUACAUUUUUGGAUUAGACUGGAAACAACAAUUGGAUGAAUUCAAUUAAUAACUGAAUUUUAUUUAUGUGAUAAUAAAGCUGUUAUUGAUUUAAAAUC
Caenorhabditis elegans is the source of this 1019-nucleotide messenger RNA. RefSeq names its product Delta-like protein (gene dsl-6). The record is from RefSeq and is marked reviewed. NCBI's taxonomy places the organism in Eukaryota, Metazoa, Nematoda, Chromadorea, Rhabditida, Rhabditidae. Gene Ontology annotation, molecular function: Notch binding. Gene Ontology annotation, biological process: Notch signaling pathway; cell communication; cell fate specification. The transcript has 5 exons. The coding region runs from base 27 to 938 and encodes 303 amino acids. Gene Ontology annotation, cellular component: membrane.